This is a messenger RNA of Aspergillus vadensis CBS 113365, 1573 nucleotides long. Its product is annotated as pantothenate transporter. Gene Ontology annotation, cellular component: plasma membrane. Lineage: Eukaryota; Fungi; Ascomycota; Eurotiomycetes; Eurotiales; Aspergillaceae. Bases 1 to 1455 code for a protein of 484 amino acids. The transcript is spliced from 4 exons. The record is from RefSeq and is a predicted model, not a curated record. Gene Ontology annotation, biological process: pantothenate import across plasma membrane. Gene Ontology annotation, molecular function: pantothenate transmembrane transporter activity.
AUGGCCUUCAUGACCAGACUUGCGACCUGGCUUUGGGGUCAGGAUCCAAAGGAUCGGGCUCUGCUUGCCAAGCUGGAUGUUACUCUGCUCCCUUAUUUUUCCCUUAUUUGGUUCCUUUUUGGUGUGACACGGUCUAGCUAUUCCUCGGCCUACAUCAGCGGUAUGCGAGAGGCCCUCGGGUUCGAGGGGAAAGAAUACAACUACAUGAGCACCGCGUACCUGGUAGUCUAUGCUGUCUGCCAAAUGCCCGGUACAAGCCUUCUCACAGUGGUGCGACCGAAAUAUGUCUUUGUUACUGCCAAUGUUACUUGGAGUGUCUUGACCUUAAUCACGUACAAGAUGACUCGGGCCUGGCAGGUCAUUUUGUUGAAUGCGAUCGAAGGAGGGUUCUCGGCCAUCGCAUACGUUGGUGCACAAUUUAUCCUAGCCUCGUGGUACAAAAAGUCGGAGCUCGGAAUGCGGGCAGCGGUAUUCUGCGUAUUCGGCCAAUUGGGGACACUGUCCGGUGGCUGGAUUCAAGCCGGUCUGUUAGAGACACUGGCGGGUAAAGGUGGCCUGCCUGCAUGGAAGUGGAUAUUCAUCAUCGUUUCAGUGAUGACUAUCCCGGUGGCACUCUUCGGCUGGGUCUUCAUUCCGGACCUUCCAUCACACCGUGCAGCUUGGUAUCUUACCGAUGAGCAGAAGGAACAUGCAGCAACUCGACUGGGUGCCAUCUCCAAGAAGUCUUGGGAUACCACGGUCUUCAAGCGCGUGUUGCUGAGCUGGCAAUUCUGGCUUUUGCCGUUUGUCUUCAUGUUGUAUUCAGUUUGUGUGCAAAUGCUAGGAAACAACGUUAUGGCCUACUGGCUAGCCUCACGGGGGUACACGGUCGUCCAGCAAAACACCUAUCCUACCGUCAUUCAUGCAACUGCCGUUGUGGGCAUAGUUGCAUAUGCAGCGAUUUCAGACAGGCUACAAUCGCGAUGGGAGGUCUCUAUCGCCAUUGGUCUAACUUUCGUUGUUGGCUCGGCUAUCCUUGUCUCGACCCCUGCCACGGACGCUGGCUACUUUGUUGCCUUCUACUUACUCGGAACAACAUACGCUCCCCAGGCUGUCUGGUAUUCUUGGAUGGCCGACGUUACAGGCCAUGACCUCCAGCUGCGUGCCAUCACAACUGGAUUCAUGAACUCCUUUGACUUUGCUUUUGUGACCUGGUGGCCGCUGGUCUUCUACCCAGUAACCGAUGCGCCCAACUUCAGGAAAGGGUAUAUUGCGAGCUUGGUGACGGGAAUGUUAACUCUCCCAGUUAUUGGCCUUAUUGCUUACCUUGAAAAAAGGGACACCGCUAGAGGAAUUAUUGGAAGAACCCGUGGUGCUAGCUUACUCGAAGAAGAGCCGGUUAUUUCCAGAAAUAGUGAGCCGGGAAAGUAUGGAAGCACUGCGAUAACCGUGCGCAACACUGAGGACGGUGUGUAGUCAUUCAGCAGAUACCAGACACAUGGCUUGGUCGAACUAAUUCUGUGUUUUGGGAGACAAAUGGGAUGUGCUUAUUUUUGUUCGUUAGCCAAUAACAGAUUGGAAAAAUCAUGAAGGC